Kickxella alabastrina is the source of this 648-nucleotide messenger RNA. RefSeq names its product complex I intermediate-associated protein 30-domain-containing protein. The transcript has 2 exons. Gene Ontology annotation, biological process: mitochondrial electron transport, NADH to ubiquinone; mitochondrial respiratory chain complex I assembly. The record is from RefSeq and is a predicted model, not a curated record. Gene Ontology annotation, cellular component: mitochondrion. NCBI's taxonomy places the organism in Eukaryota, Fungi, Kickxellomycota, Kickxellomycetes, Kickxellales, Kickxellaceae. The coding region runs from base 1 to 648 and encodes 215 amino acids.
AUGCUCAAGCAAUACCUAGAGCGUGGCCAAGUGAGCUCCAAGCAGGAUCUCAGCCGGUGGGUCAAAGGUUCAGACCGAGACAUUGGCGGAUUCAGCGAUGUCUGGAUCGACACAACCAAAUCCGGGCACGCAAAGUUCCACGGCUACAUUUCGCAAAAGCUACCCGAGGACAAGCGAUUCAAGCGCAGCGGCUAUGCGAUGGUGCGCACGCGCGACCCCCGGUCGAACCUCCUAGGCGACGGGUCCUGGGACAGCUCCUUGUUUAGAUACCUGGCCAUACGCGUAAAGGCCGAUAGGCGCAAGUACUUUGUCAAUUUGAAGUCGGGCUCGCUCAUCCCCACAGAUAUCUACCAGCACUUGUUGCCGAUCCGCACGCCGGGGCAGUGGGAGACCGUGGUCAUCCCGUUUAAUAUGUUUACGCUCACGAGUAACAGCGUCAUUGUGGCGUCACAGCCGUCGAUGGCAUCGACCAGUAUGGAGACUGUGGGCUUUUCGGUGUCGGACAGGAAGGAGGGACCGUUCUGCUUGGAGUUUGCCUGGAUAAAGGCAUUCAACUCGGACCGCACGUUCGGCGAGUGCCUCAGGCUCCCGUACACUGCAGAACUGACGUGGAAGACAGACUUUGCGCGGCUAGACAAGACCAACUGA